Messenger RNA from Sapajus apella (tufted capuchin), 2085 nucleotides. Its product is annotated as zinc finger protein 675. Lineage: Eukaryota; Metazoa; Chordata; Mammalia; Primates; Cebidae. The transcript has a single exon. The record is from RefSeq and is a predicted model, not a curated record. The coding region runs from base 276 to 1823 and encodes 515 amino acids. Gene Ontology annotation, biological process: regulation of transcription by RNA polymerase II. Gene Ontology annotation, molecular function: RNA polymerase II cis-regulatory region sequence-specific DNA binding; DNA-binding transcription factor activity.
CAAGUAAAUAAUUGCAAGAAGUAAAGUUGGCAAUUUACUUCUAAAAACAAUAUGUUAUGUUGGGGAGUAGAAAAAGCUGUGUUGGAUAAAUGUGACAGAAUUUCUUUUUUUCUGUGUGGUGCUUUGCAUUGUACCCACCUGGGGCAAUGCACACACUUAAUUACAGCCUGCGGUGCCAUCUUGCUUGUGUAGUUUGUGUAAUUUUAUAGGUUGUAUUUGGAAAGUCUGUUUAUCUGAGUCCGUAAACUAAUGUGUUAUUUUUAUUUCUUUCAGUAAUGUGUUCUCAUUUUGCCCAAGAGUUUUGGCCAGAGGAGAAUGUAAAAGAUUCUUCUCAAAACAUGACACUGAGAAGUUAUGAAAAAUGUGGAAAUGAGAAUUUUCAAUUAAACAGCUGCAAAAGUGCGGUUGAGUGUAAGGGUCACAAAGGAGGUUAUAAUGGACUUAAUCAGUGUUUACCAACUACCCAGAGCAAGAUGUUUCCAUGUGAUAAAUAUGUGAAAGUCUUUCAUAAAUUUUCACAUUCAGGUAGACAUAAGAUCAAACAUAUGGAAAAUAAACAUUUCAAAUGUAAAGAAUGUGGCAAAUCAUUUUGCAUGCUUUCACACCUAACUCAACAUAAAAGAAUUUAUACCAGAGUGAAUUUCUACAAUUGUGAAGAAUGUGAAAAAGCUUUUAACCAAUCUUCGAAGCUUACUACACAUAAGAGAAUUUAUACUUGUGAGAAACUCUUCAAAUGUCAAGAAUGUGACAAAGCUUUUAAACAAUUCUCAAACCUUACUGAAUAUAGAAAAAAUUAUACUCGAGAAAAAUCAUACAAAUGUGAAGAAUGUGGCAAAGCCUUUAACCAGUCCUCACACCUUACUACACAUAAGAUAAUUCAUACAGGAGAGAAACCCUACAAAUGUGAAGAAUGUGGCAAAGCCUUUAAUCAGUUCUCAAAUCUUACUACACAUAAGAAAAUUCAUACUGGAGAGCAACCCUACAUAUGUGAAGAGUGUGGCAAAGCUUUUACCCAAUCCUCGACUCUUACUACACAUAAGAGAAUUCAUACAGGAGAGAAACCCUACAAAUGUGAAGAAUGUGGCAAAGCUUUUAACCGAUCCUCAAAACUUACUGAACAUAAAAACAUUCAUACUGGAGAGCAGCCGUACAAAUGUGAGGAAUGUGGCAAAGCUUUUAACCGAUCCUCAAAUCUUACUGAACAUAAGAAAAUUCAUACUGAAGAGAAACCCUACAAAUGUAAAGAAUGUGGCAAAGCUUUUAAACACUCUUCAGCCCUUACAACACAUAAAAGAAUUCAUACUGGUGAGAAACCCUACAAAUGUGAAGAAUGUGGCAAAGCUUUUAACCGAUCCUCAAAACUUACUGAACAUAAGAAACUUCAUACUGGAAAGAAACCCUACAAAUGUGAGGAAUGUGGCAAAGCUUUUAUCCAAUCCUCAAAACUUACUGAACAUAAGAAAAUUCAUACUGGGGAGAUACCCUAUAAAUGCGAAGAAUGUGGCAAAGCUUUUAAACACUCCUCCUCCCUUACUACACAUAAGAGAAUUCAUACUGGAGAGAAACCCUACAAAUGUGAAGAAUGUGGCAAAGCUUUUAAUCGAUCCUCAAAACUUACCGAACAUAAGAUAAUUCAUACUGGGGAGAAACCCUAUAAAUGUGAGAGAUGUGACAAAGCUUUUAACCAAUCUGCGAACCUUGCUAAACAUAAAAAAAUUCAUAUUGGAGAGAAAAUCUACAAAACUGAAAGAUGUGACAAUGAUUUUGACAACACCUUAAACUUUUCUAAAUAUAAAGAAAAUCAUACUGGUGAAAAAUACUAGCAAUGUAAAGAAUGUGUCAAAGACUUUAAAUAAUUUUCACACUUGGUUGUACGUAAGAUAAUUCAUACUGGAGAAAAUUAAGUGUGAUGUAUUUGGCAAUACUGUUAAUGCCCAAAUCUUAUUGCACAGGAAAGCAUUUAUACUUGAGAAAAAUUGUACAAAUACAAAGAAUAUGGAAUAGCCAUUAAUAUCUGCUCACAUCUUACUCUAUCAGAAUGUUGGCACUUAAUAAAAGCAUUAUAAAUGCAAUUACUGUCAAAAA